UGGCUGGUCACUGACGCUACCUCCUUUGUUCUCCUGCACAGGACCCGGGAUGGCACGCUCAGGGGCAGGGCUCAUUGUCUUCUCCCUCCUGCAAACCGUCCUCUCUCUGAACCCCGAGGACCCCAACGUGUGCAGCCACUGGGAGAGCUACGCCGUGACUGUCCAAGAAUCAUACGCACACCCCUUUGACCAGAUCUACUACACACGAUGCACAGACAUCCUCAACUGGUUCAAGUGCACCAGGCACAGGAUCAGCUAUAAGACGGCGUAUCGGCGUGGCCUCCGGACCAUGUACCGGCGGAGGUCCCAGUGCUGCCCUGGCUACUACGAGAAUGGAGACUUCUGCAUACCCCUGUGUACGGAGGAGUGCGUGCACGGCCGCUGUGUUUCCCCCGACACCUGCCACUGUGAGCCUGGCUGGGGAGGACCCGACUGCUCCAGUGGCUGCGACAGCGACCACUGGGGCCCCCACUGCAGCAACCGGUGCCAGUGCCAGAACGGCGCCCUGUGCAACCCCAUCACCGGCGCCUGCGUGUGUGCCCCUGGCUUCCGCGGCUGGCGCUGCGAGGAGCUCUGCGCACCGGGCACCCACGGCAAGGGCUGCCAGCUGCCCUGCCAGUGCCGCCACGGUGCCAGCUGUGACCCACGCACCGGCGAGUGCCUCUGCGCUCCCGGCUACACCGGUGUCUACUGCGAGGAGCUGUGCCCACCUGGGAGCCACGGGGCUCACUGUGAGCUGCGCUGCCCCUGCCAGAAUGGGGGCACCUGCCACCACAUCACUGGAGAGUGUGCCUGCCCCCCAGGCUGGAUGGGAGCAGUGUGUGCCCAGCCUUGCCCACCAGGGACGUUUGGCCAGAACUGCAGCCAGGACUGUCCUUGCCACCAUGGAGGGCAGUGUGACCACGUGACUGGGCAGUGCCACUGUGCAGCGGGGUACAUGGGGGACAGGUGCCAAGAGGAAUGCCCCUUCGGGACCUUCGGCUUCCAGUGCUCACAGCACUGCGACUGCCACAACGGGGGCCAGUGCUCACCCAGCACCGGUGCCUGCGAGUGUGAGCCGGGCUACAAAGGCCCGCGCUGCCAGGAGCGGCUGUGCCCCGAGGGCCUGCACGGCCCAGGCUGCACCUUGCCCUGCCCCUGUGAUGCUGACAACACCAUCAGCUGCCACCCAGUAACUGGAGCGUGCACCUGCCAGCCCGGCUGGUCUGGCCCCCACUGCAACGAGUCCUGCCCCGCUGGCUACUACGGCGAUGGCUGCCAGCUGCCCUGCGCCUGUCAGAACGGCGCUGACUGCCACAGCAUCACUGGGAGCUGCACCUGUGCCCCAGGCUUCAUGGGAGAGGUCUGUGCAGUUCCCUGUGCAGCAGGGACCUACGGCCCCAACUGUUCAUCUGUUUGUAGCUGUAACAACGGUGGCACCUGCUCCCCAGUAGACGGCUCCUGUACCUGCAAGGAAGGGUGGCAGGGCCUCGACUGCACCCUGCCCUGUCCCGGCGGGACAUGGGGCCUGAACUGCAACGAGAGCUGCACCUGCGCCAAUGGGGCGGCCUGCAGCCCCACAGACGGCGCCUGUGCCUGCGCCCCCGGCUGGCUGGGAGCCACCUGCGAGCUGCCCUGCCCGGAUGGCACAUUUGGGCCAAACUGCAGUGAGCGCUGUGACUGCAGCCACGCCGAUGGCUGCGAUCCUGUGACCGGCCACUGCUGCUGCCUGGCGGGAUGGACAGGCAUCCGCUGUGACAGCACGUGUCCACCUGGUCGCUGGGGCCCCAACUGCUCUGUCUCCUGCAGCUGCGAGAAUGGCGGCUCCUGCUCCCCAGAGGAUGGGAGCUGCGAGUGUGCCCCUGGCUUCCGAGGACCCUUAUGCCAGAGAAUCUGCCCCCCUGGGUUCUAUGGCCACAGCUGCGCCCAGCCGUGCCCCCUCUGCGUGCACAGCAGCGGGCCCUGCCACCACGUCAGCGGCGGCUGUGAGUGUCUCCCGGGAUUCUCCGGAGCCCUCUGCAACCAAGUAUGUGCUGGAGGGCGCUUUGGGCAGGACUGUGCCCAGCUCUGCUCCUGUGCCAACAAUGGGACCUGCAGCCCCAUCGAUGGCUCCUGCCAGUGCUUGCCUGGAUGGAUUGGCAAGGACUGCUCACAGGCUUGCCCCCCUGGGUUCUGGGGCCCUGCCUGCUUCCACACAUGCAGUUGCCACAAUGGAGCGCGCUGCAGCGCAGAGGAUGGGGCCUGCCACUGCACCCCAGGCUGGACUGGACUCUUCUGCACGCAGCGCUGCCCAGCAGCAUUUUAUGGGAAGGACUGUGGGCGCGUGUGCCAGUGUCAGAAUGGUGCCAGCUGUGACCACAUCAGCGGCAAGUGCACCUGCCGCACAGGCUUCACCGGGAAACACUGCGAGCAGAGAUGUGCCCCAGGAACCUUUGGCUAUGGCUGUCAGCAGCUAUGUGAGUGCAUGAACAAUGCCACCUGUGACCACGUCACUGGCACCUGUUAUUGCAGCUCUGGAUUCAAAGGAAUCAGGUGUGACCAAGCCGCCCUCAUGAUGGAGGAGCUGAAUCCCUACACCAAGAUCAGCCCGGCGCUGGGUGCAGAGCGGCACUCGGUGGGUGCUGUCACAGGCAUUGUCCUCCUGUUGUUCCUCAUUGUGAUGCUGCUGGGCCUUUUUGCCUGGCGCCGACGCCGGCAGAAAGAGAAGGACCGCGACCUGGCUCCCCGCGUCUCCUACACACCUGCCAUGAGGAUGACCAGCACUGACUACUCCCUCUCAGAUUUGUCUCAAAGUAGCAGCCAUGCCCAGUGCUUUUCCAAUUCCAGCUACUACGCACUGGAGUGCAGCGGGCCUGCCACCAGCCAGGCCAGCACUCUGGACAGGAACAGCCCCACCAAGCUCAGUAACAAGUCCCUUGACAGAGACACAGCAGGCUGGACCCCUUACAGCUAUGUGAACGUGUUAGACUCCCAUUUCCAGAUCAGUGCCCUGGAGGCCAGGUACCCGCCAGAGGACUUCUACAUUGAACUUAGACACCUCAGCCACCCCGCUGAGCCACACUCACCAGGUGCUUGUGAAAUGGAUAGACGUCAAAACACAUACAUUAUGGACAAAGGCUUCAAAGAUUACAUGAAAGAAUCCGUGUGCAGUUCUAGCACUUGUUCCUUGAACAGCAGUGAAAACCCUUACGCCACAAUUAAGGACCCACCCAUCCUCACCUGCAAGCUUCCAGAAAGCAGCUAUGUAGAAAUGAAGUCGCCUGUGCACAGGGGGUCUCCGUACACAGAUGUGCCAUCCUUGUCGACAUCUAAUAAAAAUAUAUAUGAAGUUGAGCCCACAGUCAGUGUGGUCCAAGAAGGCCGUGGUCCCAACUCCAGCUAUAUCCAGAAUCCAUACGACCUACCUAGGAACAGCCAUAUUCCUGGUCAUUAUGACCUCGUCCCAGAAAGACUGAGUCCUGCCAAUGAGCCCUCCCAGGACAAGCAGUCUUAAGAGGGAUAAGCUUCUCUCUUGCAAUGUGCUCUGCUGAAUAUUCUCUGACUCUGAAAGAAGACAAUCCCCUGACCUGAAAUAAUGGUACAGACUGACUUCAGCUGCGUGUUAGUUAUUACUUUCACCUGGAACUAAAGAAGAGCUUCCAAGUGGGACUGGGGUAAUUGCUCAAAAGGUCUGUUUGCAAAGGUAAAUCCUAUCACCCACCCAACCCCCAACUCCAAAAGACCUGGAUUACAUGAUCUUUUAAAACAUUUAAGAUACAGCUACUCAUCAACAUCAGCUAAAUAUAGCUAACUAUAUUAUUUAUAUAUUUAAUUAUCUGAAACAUGAUGCUUAAAGAGCAUGUAGAAUAGGUUUUAUAAACCUUCCUAGGAGGAAAGGGGGACUGGGGAGGGGAGAGGAUUAAUUUAAAAUACCUAAAAUGUACUAGUAUAUGUACUUUUGGUUGCUGUUACCAUCAACAUCUGUUUGAUUACCUAAGAUAAUUAGUACAUAGACAAAAACUGUGCUAAUAUCUAUCAAUCCUAAAGUACCUGUACAUAUAUGUCUGGUCUAUCAAAUUACAAUGGCCAAGAUUACAGAUUAUUAUGUAGGCUAAUGCUAACAACUUCAAUUUUUUAAAAUAAGAUUUAAAUAAAUACAAAUUAUGUGUAGCACUGAACCUGGCUUAACAUCUCA
Messenger RNA from Myotis davidii, 4153 nucleotides. It is a transcript of the gene MEGF11, whose product is annotated as multiple EGF like domains 11. The transcript is spliced from 25 exons. The record is from RefSeq and is a predicted model, not a curated record. Gene Ontology annotation, molecular function: protein binding. The coding region runs from base 50 to 3472 and encodes 1140 amino acids. Lineage: Eukaryota; Metazoa; Chordata; Mammalia; Chiroptera; Vespertilionidae.